GCGUCCGUUGCGAUGCAAAUCGGACCGAGAAACGGCGGUUUCUCAAAAAAUCAACCUCGCCGAAGAGAGAAGCCAGAAACAAUGGACGCUCGUCGCGUGUGAAACGAUGUGAAUCCAAGUAUGCCACGCAUUCGUUCGUUUCGAUCUUUACGCCGCAGAAACGACGGAGCCGUCCCUCCGGCGCGAUCUUCCGGCGCGUCCCCGGAGCCGAUCGUCAGGUGUUUGUGUCGGUGUGGACGUGAUUCAGUGCGGGUUGCUACAGGGUGAGUUCUCUAAGGGCCUAGGAUGGUUGUGUCGAGUGGUGGGAGGUGGAAAAUGUAGUGACGGAGAAGGGAGGGGAGCGGAAAGUGAAUUGUUUUUUCCGUGAUUGGAGUUUAGGUUAAAGAUGGCGCGCUAGUGAUGUUAUUCGCUCGUGUGUACAAAAUAUAUAGGGUGUUUUUUUUUCGACAGGUGUCAGACGUGUAGGAUUCGACUUCGACAGGGUGUUAUUUGGUCAAAAUUAACAAUAAAUAAGUUUAAAAGUCAUUGCUGAUCAUUUCCUGAAAAAUUUUGUUCUAGAAACAAUGCAAAAAAGUGUACCCAAGUGAUUUUUCCACUCGUUUUUCCGCACACAUACAAUAGUAUCUCUAAAAUCGAGCUGUCAGCGACACCGAUAACAGUUGCCCGAUAAAUGGUUGUUGUGCAACAAAAUCUCGAACUGCAAAGGAAUCUGGUACACAACCAAUUCCAAAUCCGACGUACGUAUAAUAAUAUAUCGAUCAACGACAAGUGCAAAGCGGUUCCGUCGCGGGGUGUUGUGAUUCUUCGCGGGUGACGAUGCGAGGUUGGGGAUGACUUUGCUCUGUGCCCCGUCCAAAGGAUGCAACUGCUGUAACAGGAUCAAGGAGGCGCUGUUCUCCGUCAUGGGGCUGACCUGUCUCGCCAGAGAUGAAUGUGGCCAGAGCGGGGGAGAAGCCGACAGUGACGAGGACGUCAUCACAGACUAUCACCUGCCAGUGUUGGACAUGCUGCCUCGGCCCGGACCCCUGCCCACCAUCAGCGUGACGCCACACUCGCCCGCUAACAAGACAUACCCGGUGUUGGAGGACAGCCUGCAGCAGGUCCGAGAGCUGCACGAGAAUGUCCAGCAUAUGCGGAAUGUCACCGUACAAAGUUCCUAUGGACCGAAUUCCAGGGAUUUUGCAGCUUUUGCUCUGAAUCCGCUGUUAGCUCAAGUGGCGAGGCUCAGCGCGAGCUGUCCCGUGCUCAAUGAAACCAUACAAGAUCUCGAUGUGAUAGGCGGGUCCUUGGGAUCGUCACCAUUGCACCAGCCACCCAGCAGGAAAGGCAGCGGAACUCAAGAUUGGUUGUGCCAACCCGAAACUCAAAGGAGACGAUCAUGGACGGCCUUGGAGGAUCUCACCGGCAACAAGGACAAAAUCAAGCAUACCCGCCAGAGGAGCAUUUCUCUGAGCAGUAUGGAAUCCGAAGCAGACGAGUCGUCCCUGAUAGAUAACGUAGAUGGCAGCACGGUGAGGCUGUUAGGACCAGACGCACCAAUUGUGAUAAGGCAUAGAGGUACGAGAGGUACGGGAGGUGGGGCUAGCACUCAUUCAUUGAACGAGGCUGAUCUACAGAACGACUUUAAUAAGUUGAAGGCGAAAAGGGAGGCAGAACAGUUACGUCUUCUGCCGGCUAGGCUGCCGCUGCAGAAAUCCAUCUCGACGCCAUCUAUCAUUGCCGUUAGGGAUUUGGCACCCGAGCCGGCUCUAGCCGGGGCACAACCGACCUUACCUCUCUUGGUGUCUAGGGGCCGACCCAGCGGGACGGAGAGCGAGACCGAAGAGGAGGGUAGCAGGUCCGGACACGCCCACUACGAUCCGCACUCCAUCGCACACUUGCACCACGUUCCGUAUGACAGACAUUCUGAGAAGCGACGGAAAAGGGGAAGUCUGUUCUUUAGGAAAAAGAAGGAUAAAACUAAAAAGGCUACCCACCAGUGGGUGUCGGGGUGCUACGGUACUUCUCAAAUAUGUGAUGUCUGCACUAAACCUUUAAGCAAUAAACCUGCCCUAUACUGCGAGGGUUGUGGCACAACAGUACACCAAAAUACAUGUAAGGACAAUAUACAGGAAUGCGCAAAGAAAAAUGCAAAGAGUACAAGUAAAUUAUCUGGAUUCGCCGUUCCGCUGACCAACGCGAAGAACUCGAUUGCCAAACGGGGGUCCGCCUCAUUACCCGGCUCGACGACGACCACCACUAGCCAAAUAUUGUGUGAUGACAAAGAUAGUGAUUCGCAUCAUGGACACCAUGAUUCCGCAAAUUUUCCCGACGACGUACCCAUUAUACCGCUAGAGUUUCUGUCCGAUUCGCCUCUCACAGCGGCCGACCUCUGUUCGGACUUUAGCUUAGGUCUGCACGAAACCGAACCGGACUCGUGGUCCCCGUACGUGGGUAAAGAAAUAUCCAGGAAACUUAAGGAAAAGGAAGUUAAACGGCAGGAGCACAUAUACGAGUUCAUCUUGACUGAGAAACACCAUUGCAUGACGCUACUAGUCAUGCAGAAGGUUUUUGUAGACGGUCUACAAAAAUAUUUUCAACUGGGCCCGAGCCUGGAAAGGAUGUUUCCGAGACUGUUGGACUUGACUGAAUUACAUUUAGGGUUGUUGUCGAGGCUUAGACAGAGGCAGAGGGAGAACCCCGUGGUUUCUUCCAUUGCCGACAUACUGCUGGAGCAGUUCUCGGAUCAUCACGCUUCGAAACUGAAAUCUGCUUAUGGCGAGUUCUGCAGCAGGCACAGGGACGCCGUCGAAAUCUACAAGUACUAUCUCCAGAACGACCAGCGUUUCGGGGAAUUCGUUCGGCACUGCCAAACCAAUCCCCUGUUGAAGAAAAAAGGCAUUCCCGAGUGUAUCCUGUUCGUGACGCAACGCCUAACGAAAUAUCCGCUGCUGAUAGAGCCCCUGAUAAAGACGAGCAAGGAGAACAGGCAGGAGCAGGAGGCCCUGCAGAGAGCGUUGUCUCUGGUGAAGGAGGUCUUGGUGGAGGUGGACGCCCAGGUGGCGGAGAAAGAGAAAGAAGACAGGAAGCUGGAGAUUUAUAAUAGGAUCGACGCCAAAUCGUACACUGUACAUAGGGGAGACAAGUUCAAAAAGUCUGACAUUUUGCAAGGCAACAGGGCGUUGAAGUUCGAGGGCGUGGCCAUGCUUAUGCAGGGCAGGGGCAAGAUGCAAAUCGUUUUGGUCAUCGUACUGUCCGAUGUGCUGUUUUUUCUGCAGGAGAACUCGCACAAGUAUACGUUUUUCACACCCGACAAUAAGGCCGGCGUCGUAUCGUUGCAAAAGCUUCUGGUGAGGGAGAAGGCCGGGCAGGACUCCAGGGGAAUUUAUUUGAUAUCUUCGAAUCCCACGGACCCUGAAAUGUUUGAGCUGAAAGUGCACAAGCCGAAGGACAAGCAGAUUUGGAUCCAAGCAAUAAGGGAAGCCGUCCAGAGCUGUCCCGAGGAAGACGAAGACAACAUCGCCCUGAGUUCCGAGGAACGCCAGAACAUGAUGGCCUCGAAGCAGAACCAAGUCCGACAUUUAGUAGGUCUGUUACGCCAGAAAGACAUAGAGCAGGCUUUAUUGUUGGAAGAAAAAAUGUCGUUACAGCUGAGGCUGUUGGCCGCGGCUGGACUGGAUCCGCCGUCGCCGCCGUCUUAUAGACAUCUAGUGAACGAGAACGCCGACACGGGGCAGAUGUGGAAGGAGGUUUUAACUGCUGUCCAGGAGGUUAGUCAGCUGGCCAGUUCUCUCUACACGACCGGCACUAACCUGUCGAGGAGCGUCAGCUCGGCCGGCGAACACCAGAGCGACACUUACGUUUCCCCGAUACUGCCCAAGCGGGCCGAGACCUUCGGCGGCUUCGACAAUUGCAAUCCGGGGCCGUUGAAGUUGUUGGGGAAGAAACUGUCGACGUCGAGUACCCCCGCCGGUACGCCCGACCUGGACAACAUCAAACCUGGCGAUUCACGAUUAUUUGAACGGUUGCCUUAUAGAAACUGUGUGAUAUCAGGAGGGCCUUUAACUAAUGGCAAUACUGUAAAUGUAAAUAGCGAAAUUCAGAAUCAACCGCAACAUCACGUCCAGCAGUCGCAGCAGCUGGGUGCCGCCCCGGACGGGCCUGCUUUGCUGACUUUAGGGCGGGAGCAGCAGUACGCUGCCAUACAGCUGUCGCAUUACGUCUACACUUUGCUGUGUAUUAUAUCCCAGCUGAUGACGACCAAUGAGAGUUUGCAAGCUCAAAUAACGACUCUCAGAGGCGGGGCGGAUUCGAAACAGUACAGGCACAACCAGCAGUUGGAAGAGUUACGUAAUUUCCAGGAUAGAUUGAGCGGGGAAAAAGCCGCGUGGGCUGCCACGAGGGACCAGGAAGUCAAGGAGUUGGAGGAGAAGAAGGCGGAGCUUUUGAGACUACAGGAGCAAAUCAGGGCCGAACAGAACGACAUAACCCAGCAGCGGGAGCAGCUGUACAGGAAAAUGGAAGUCCUUACCAGCCAGGGUCUGUUGAUAUCCCCCAACGUUGCCAUACCCGUCAGCGGCCUGGCGGACGAUAGCAGUAAAGAAACUUCGGAGGACAGCAGUCCACAGUCCGACACUUCGUCGGCCGCUAGCGGGGUCAGUUCAACUACGUCUGGCGUAAGCGCCGCCAAUCAAACCUCUCUGGGGCACUCGGCGUCUACGGCGGAGAGGCGGAAGGAUUCCAAGUGGACGAAAAGCGGUGUCCAAACAAAAUCCCAGCUACCGCUGAAUCUCAUAUCGGCGACGAAUCAGCAGAAGGUCUCGCAGAAUGUGUCGAUAAAGCAGCAGAUUCCGUUGAAGCUCGCUUCGAGGUUAAGUUCCGGUAGCAGCGGAGAGGGACAGAAGGGCGGCUCGGGGGGUCCACAGCAGAUGUUGCCGCUGAAGUUGAGCCAAGACGAGAAGAUCAGGAGGACAAGUACUUCUGGUUACCAGCGGCUGGGAUCGGAUAACAGCUUCAGCCCUCCGUCGGGAGAUACAACACCGACCAGCUUGAUGCAUUCGCACACGAGGACCGGCUCCAGCCCAGCCAUGAUGCAAGCCUCGCCCCCCAACUCGGCCUGCCCCAGCCAGUGCCAGAGUCCCGGAAGUGCCAAAGCCAGCCGUACGCACACGUACCCGAAGCUGCCGGACAAGUUCAAGCAGCAGCCGCCGGCCGACGAGGAGGUCAUAUAUUUCUGACGUCUCUCUAGCAGGACAAAGUAUUUUAUUUAUUCUCUUAUCAACACAAAAGUGUGAAUAUUUUAUCAGUUACUCAUAUAGUUGCAUCCGUUUUUAACUUUUUAUUUUAGUAUUAUUUAUUUAGCCGUUAGGAUUUUUAUGUAACCAGUUAAUUUUUAGACGUUUUUAUUGUUAUUUAUAACGCUUUUCGGAUUAUUUAAAUUUUUAAUUUUAUACGAAUUGGAUGUCGUUGAUGAAACUACUUAUUUAACUCGGCUUUGUUUUCCAAAAAUUGUGUUCGUCUUCCUAUGAUAUUCGCAAAAGUCAGUAUUUUUAAAUAUACUCAAAUCUUAUGACAAUACAAUAUUCGAGGAUGUUAAUUUUCAUCUUUGAGAAACGUAGGGGUACUUCUAGUUGUCUCGUUUGUUUCCGUUCCUUCUUGUAUAUAAAUUAUCCAUAGAUAGUCGAAACCAACAGUUGAAAGUCCUUAAAAGUGUUUCUAUCCUGAUUUCGAUCGUCUUUCAACUUCCAAAAUAGACCAUCGUUGAUUACUCUAACGUAGCGUAGAACCGUUCCUCACAGGAAAAAAACUUCUUGGACCUCUGGUAUUUUGAUCUCCUUUGUAUAUUCGUGAUUCUGUUGGUACGUAAAUUUAUAUAUAAACAAAAGGCCUACUAUAUUUUUGUCUCUUCAGGUAAAUGUGUAGUUUAAAAGGGAAUAUUUUUAUAAGAUCUAUUUAUCCCUCAAUCUCAACAAGUAGAAAUGUGUGGUAGUUUUUAAAAGGGGGAUGUUUAGGGUCCGAGGUCGUACGACGUUAAAAUUAGUUUAGGAUUCGACGGUGAGUACAUGCGGCGAGUUUAAAUACGGGCGGUGACGCACACCUGUUGCUGUUCGAGAACGUUUUGUAUAAAAUUCCUUAUCAUUGUUUCCGACUGCAGGUAAGUGGACACGUAAUUCUACCCGACAUUACAUUUUGCAAUUUGAGGUUGGCUUAAAGCAAGCAAUUGACAGUCGGUAGGUGUGAAUUUGUAACCGACACUGUAAUUUUACAGUUAUCAAGUGUAAAUUUAUAAGUAAUGUCUCUAAAUCUGUCGAUUUUAUCAAUUGAUCUAUUUUGUAAAUUACUGGUUCAAUCAAUUGGUUCAUUUAAUGUGAAUUUGUAGUUGAAACUAAUUUUACAUUGGCUAAAUGUAAAUGUACAGUUAAUACCUUUAAAUUCAUGGUUGUUACUGUGAAUUCUUUUACAUAAAUCGCUAGUUCAGUAAUUAAUACUUGGUAAUGCAAAUUUAUGGUUGAAACUGUAAUUUUACAGCUGGUAAAUGUAAAUUUACAGUUAACGUCUCUAAAUUCUUUGUUACUGUUAAUUGAUUUAUUGACAUGCUCGGUUCAGUAAUUGACACUUGACGUAAAUUUGUAGAUGAAACUAACUUUACAGUUGGUAAGUGCAAAUUUACAGUAGUAAGCAUAAAUUUGCUUUGUAAAUUUACAGUUAAUGUCUCUUAAUUCGCGGUUGUUACUGUGAAUUGUUUUAUGUAAAGGUUUAGUAAUUAACACUUGGUACUGUACAUUUUUGGUUGAAAUUGUAAUUUUACAGUUGGUAAAUGUAAGUUUACAGUUAACAUUUUUAAAUUCAUAGUUGCUGUUAUUGAUUGAUUUUAUCUGUUCAGCAGUUAACACUUGAUGACGUGAAUUUGUAUAAGAAACUGUAAUUUUACAGUUGGUAAGUGUAAAUUUACAGUAAUAACCAUAAAUUUGCAGUGUAAAUUUACAGUUAAUAUCUUGAAAUUCGUCGUUUGCUUUAUAUAAAUUGCUGGUGCAGUAAUUAAUAUUUGGUAAUGCAAAUUUAUGGUUGAAACUAAUUUUGCAGUUGCUAAACGUAAAUUUACAUUUAAUGUCUCUAAAUUCGUGGUUACUGUUAAUUGAUUUAUUGAAAUUAUGGGCUCAAUAAUUGGUAUUUGAUGACGUGAAUUUGUAGAUGAAACUGGUACAGAUGAUAAAUGUAAAUUUACAGUAAUAAGCAUAAAUUUGCAGUGUAAAUUUACAGUUAAUGUCUCUAAAUUCGUAGUUACUGUGAAUUGUUUUGUAUAAGCUGGUUCAAUAAUUAAUACUUGGUAAUGUUUUAUGGUUGAAACUGUAAUUUUACAGUUGGUAAAUGUAAAUUUACAUUUACUGUCUCUAAAUUCGUGGUUACUAUUAUCUCAGUAGUUGGCAUUUGAUGAUGUGAAUUUGUAGAUGAAACUAAUUUUACAGAUGGUAAGCGUAAAUUUACAGCAAUAAGCAAAUUUACAGUGUAUGUUUCUAAAUUCGUGGUUGUUACUGUGAAUUGUUUUAUGUACAGCAAUGGUUCAGUAAUUAAUUCUUGGUAAAUGUAAAUUUACAUUUACUGUCUCUAAGUUCGUGGUUACUAUUGUCUCAGUAGUUGGCAUUUGAUAACGUGAAUUUAUAGAUGAAACUGUAAUUUUACAGUUGGUGUGUUUAUAGUCGUAAUAAAUUUCCAGUGUAAAUUUACAGUUAAUGUCAGUUAAAUUCGUGGGUAUUACUGUGAAUUGUUUUAUGUACAGCACUGGUUCAGUAAUUAAUACUUGGUAAUGUAAAUUUAUGGUUGAAACUGUAAUUUUACAGUUAAUGUUUCUAAAUUCUUAGUUACUGUCAAUUGAUUUACUAAAUUUAUGGGUUCAGAAGUUGACACUUGAUGACGUGAAUUUGUAGAUGAAACUGUAAUAUUACAGUUGAUAAGUGUAAAUUUACAGUAGUAAGUAUAAAUUUGCAAUUGGACAGUGUAAAUUUACAGCUAAUAUAUCUAAAUUUGUGGUUGUUACUGUGAAUUGUUUUAUGUAAAUUGCUGGUUCAAUCAUCUGGUUUAGUAAUUGAUUGAUUUGUGACACUUCGUAAGGUGAAUUUGUAGUUAAAACUGUAAUGUUACAGUUGCCGAGUAUACGUUUACAGUAACAACUGUAAAUUUGCUAUCGGUAAAUUUACCGUUAAUAUCUCUAAAUUCGUAGCUCUUAUUGUCAAUUCAUUUAUUUCGUAAAUUGCUAGGUAAAUCGGCUGGUUUAGUAAUUUAUACUUGGUAAUGUGCAUUUACAGUUGAAACUGUAAACUUACAGCUGAUAAAUGUAAAUUUCUGGUCAAUGUCUCUAAAUUUGUGGCUCUUGCUGUUAAUUUGACUUAUGUAAAUUCAGUUCAGUAAAUGACGGUGGAUAAUGAGAGAAUCUAGUUGAAACUGUAAAUUUACAGUUGGUAAAUGUAAAUUUAUGGUAACGUGAAUUUGUACAUCAAACUGUAAUUUUAGAGCUGGUAAAUGUAAAUUUACAUCGGAUGCAUGUAAAUUUUGAUUGUAAAAGGUAAAUUUACAGUAACUGCGAUAAUUAUGAAGAUGAGGUACUUGGUUAAGAUUCUUGAUGAGUUUUAAUAAAUAAGGAACAUGUGGGCAGGUAAAAUGUUGCUCUGUGAAAUUGCGACUUCAAAUUGGAAAAUCCGCGUGUCCACUGACCCAGUCAUCGUGUCUCGACGUUUCCGAUGAGUUACUUACCUUGAACAUCUUUGAUGUGUUAAUUAGCGAAAGAACUAAGGAAACCAGUAUUUACGCUCCUGUUACUUAGACUGUGUUAAAAUUUCCUUCCCUAGGUACUUAAAAUUCUUCUACUCUGCAAUAAAUGUACGUCGACUGAGUAAAUUUUAGAUUUUCAAAGAUUAACCAUUGUUACUUAGGUGAUACAAAUAGACUUGUGUCAUUGUUAUUUGACUGUCACUAAUAAAACAAAUGCAAUCUUGCCUUGAAAUUUUUCCCGGGCGCGGCUCCUCUCGGAGCGCGCCCGCCCGGGAAACUAAAAAAAUGUUCUGUUUAUAAAAUAUAUUUAUUGAAUCUAAUGUAAAUAAAAUGACGGUGAGAAAGUAUGUUUUAAAAUUCAUAUCUACUUAUAUUUUUUGUAGUUUUUUAACAGUCUUGAGGUUUUCAUUUGUAAUGUAAAUUAAAACGCCGUUACGGUUACGUUCACAAUUGUUAGAACCUACAUUCCAUGACGUUGGACGGAUUACUGUAGCUUACUUUUUUUUCAACGAAUUUUUAGAUAAGCCAAAAUUUAUAAGGUGUACUUAAACGAUUAGGGUUCAUUUUUUAUUGGUUCGUUUUUAACUAAUUGGUAUGCAUGUAAAUAAGACUCAUAUUUAUUGUAAAUAUAUUUGAUUAAAGUGUAUAAAAUGAUAUAAA
Molecule: messenger RNA, 9405 nt
Organism: Anoplophora glabripennis (Asian longhorned beetle)
Lineage: Eukaryota; Metazoa; Arthropoda; Insecta; Coleoptera; Cerambycidae
Gene: cyst
Product: rho guanine nucleotide exchange factor 18
Exons: 25
Coding region: 831-5216 (1461 amino acids)
Biological process (GO): regulation of Rho protein signal transduction
Molecular function (GO): guanyl-nucleotide exchange factor activity
Source: RefSeq, a predicted model, not a curated record